GGAUGUAGGAUAAAGUUGUCAUAAUUGCACCAUAGUAUUCAUUAGAUUAGAUAAUCUACUACAGUACUACUUGUAGAACAUAAUUUCCCAACUUUUAAGCCAAAAUCACCAAAAAAAAGAAAGGAAAAAAAAAAAAAAAAAAAAAAAAGAAGUUUUGCGUACACGUCAUCAUUACCCGCGCUUGGUGAAGCAAAAUUCCGUUAAGGAAUAGCACUCCUACAACUAACGACCUGCCUCGCAAUUUCCACCAUCUAAUCUAUUCUCAAUGCCACGUGUCAUAACGAUAACCGGUUACCAAAUAAAAUAUCAGCUCAAAAUAAGAUCUUCCAGAUAAAACCCAAAUAAAGUAAAAAAUUAAUAAAAAAUAAAAAUAAAAAAAGGAAAAUUCCUCUUCACUGAAGAAUUGCAGUGAGAGUUUCCGGCGCUUCCGAUGAACGCCGAAACGUUUCUCAUCACAAAUUCACUUUCUCUCUCCUCUUCCUUAACUUCUCCGAAGCUUCCAGAAUCUACAUGUCGCCGUCGAUUUUCUUUCCGGUUACUCUGGUCGGAUAUUCAUCGGUCUCCGUCGAAUUUCCGGCGGGAUUCAGUGACCGCAGAAUUACGAAACGUUUCGGUGAAAAGGAGAAGUUUCGGGAAAGUUUGGGCUGAUGUAAAACCUAAGCCAUUUGAGGUAUCCGCUGACUCGGUUCCUACUGAGUCAGUGAAGUUCCGUGACGCGUUAAACGAUGUAGUUUCGGAGGAGAAAUGGUGGGAGCAGUUUCCUAAACGGUGGAUUAUUGUGAUUCUGUGUUUCUCCGCUUUUCUUCUUUGUAAUAUGGACCGAGUAAAUAUGAGCAUUGCUAUACUUCCAAUGUCAGCCGAGUAUGGCUGGAAUCCAACCACUGUUGGUUUGAUACAGUCUUCUUUUUUCUGGGGCUAUCUUCUUACACAGAUAGCAGGGGGUAUUUGGGCAGAUACUCUAGGUGGCAAAGCUGUACUUGGGUUUGCUGUAGUUUGGUGGUCUAUUGCUACUGCUCUUACUCCUGUUGCUGCGAAGCUUGGAUUGCCAUUCUUACUUGUCACUCGUGCUUUCAUGGGCAUUGGCGAGGGUGUGGCCAUGCCAGCCAUGAACAAUAUGCUCUCAAAAUGGGUUCCUGUGUCAGAGAGAAGUAGAUCAUUGGCAUUGGUGUAUAGUGGAAUGUACCUUGGAUCUGUGACAGGCUUGGCAUUUUCACCAUAUUUAAUACAUACUUAUGGUUGGCCUUCAGUUUUUUACUCCUUUGGUUCUUUAGGAACUGUAUGGUUUGCAGUGUGGCUAAGUAAGGCAAGUAACUCACCACUUGAAGAUCCUUCAUUGCGGCCUGCAGAGAAAAAGUUGAUUCUCAGCAGCAGCUUAUCCAAAGAGCCAAUUAAGAGCAUUCCAUGGAAGUUAAUUUUGUCAAAAGCACCAGUUUGGGCUCUGAUAGUGUCGCAUUUCUGUCAUAAUUGGGGAACAUUUAUCAUACUUACAUGGAUGCCAACAUAUUAUCACCAGGUGUUGAAAUUUAACCUUUCGGAUUCUGGAAUGUUAUGUGUUGUGCCUUGGCUUACAAUGGCAAUAUCUGCAAAUUUCGGUGGUUGGAUUGCAGAUACUCUUGUGAGUAAAGGUUAUUCUGUGACAACAGUUCGCAAGAUUAUGCAAACUGUUGGUUUUCUUGGACCUGCGUUUUUCCUAACUCAAUUGAGCCAUGUUGAUUCACCUGCAAUGGCUGUUCUUUGCAUGUCCUGCAGCCAGGGAACUGAUGCGUUCUCACAAUCUGGCCUAUAUUCAAAUCAUCAAGACAUAGCCCCUCGGUACUCUGGGAUCUUGUUAGGCCUUUCAAACACUGCUGGAGUGCUGGCGGGUGUCCUGGGAACAGCAGCCACCGGCUAUAUAUUGCAACAUGGUUCUUGGGAUAAUGUGUUCGAGGUUUCAGUUGGGCUGUAUUUGGUUGGAACUGUGGUCUGGAACCUCUUUUCAACAGGUGAAAAGAUCUUGGAUUAAUCCUUUUUAAAAUAAAUCUUACUUCUGCAAGGCCAGAUUGUUUCAAGGAAAUGCUAGUCCAAGAUAUUCAGAAAAGAAAGUUCACCAUAAUAUAAUGAGAAAUCGACAGAGCUCGUUAUUAGGCCUUUUUUUUGGGCUCAAAAAAGUAAUGGAUGGGUCAUGGAUGGUCAUCUGAUCAACAUGAAGCUGAAAUGCUGAAUGCUGCUUUGAAUUAGUACAAUGAGAAGAUUUGAUUCAUUACACUAGCAGCUCCCUCGAAGGUCUGUCACUAGCCUAAUCACUCUUACAGAAAAUGUUCUAUACAAUUUGCAGAUGUUCUAUUGACACGGCUACUUGUAAAUUAGAGUAAAUCUUAGAUCCACCAAUGGCAGGAUUCAUACUGGCACGGUGGUUGUUAUUGCUGUAAAUAACAAAAGAACUAGAAUCCAUUUUGUGUACUCCUUGUCUAUACUUAGUUGUUACAUUGUCCCAAUC
This is a messenger RNA of Chenopodium quinoa (quinoa), 2476 nucleotides long. Its product is annotated as sodium-dependent phosphate transport protein 1, chloroplastic. Gene Ontology annotation, biological process: transmembrane transport. The record is from RefSeq and is a predicted model, not a curated record. Bases 431 to 2002 code for a protein of 523 amino acids. Lineage: Eukaryota; Viridiplantae; Streptophyta; Magnoliopsida; Caryophyllales; Amaranthaceae. Gene Ontology annotation, molecular function: transmembrane transporter activity. The transcript has 10 exons.